Messenger RNA from Brenthis ino (lesser marbled fritillary), 1203 nucleotides. NCBI's taxonomy places the organism in Eukaryota, Metazoa, Arthropoda, Insecta, Lepidoptera, Nymphalidae. The record is from the annotation of a GenBank genome assembly.
AUGCACACGGAAGAUAGUGUGGGACAGGCGGACCGAGGGGACGGAAGGGUGCGACGCGCAGGCGUGUUCCAGUCGCCCGCGCGACCCCGCCGCCGCCGGCCGCGCGCCAUGGACGAGACUAGAGUUCGUGACCGAGCGCCACUCACCGUCAUAGUCGCCCCCAGCAACGCUUCACCCCCCAGACUAUCUCCUGCAGACUUGCUACCCGAUGGAGAUGCAGCUUUUCAUCCCCUAUCUGCUGUCAACGGACGUCUAACACCUCCAGGACUAGAGCCAGCGUCGUACGCAACGCUCACACCUCUUCUACCCUUACCCCCAAUCAGCACAGUUUCGGACAAAUUCGCGUACCAUGCUGGAGGUACUUUUACUGUUAUUCAACAGCAACAGUCUUACGCUUCGUUAUCCCCCGCACCAUAUAAUGAACCUUUGUCGCCACAAUCAGCGUAUAGCAGACGUAGUGCGUCUCCGAAUUCGUUUGAAAGGCGCUCCCCCACCCCUCCGUUGCCCAGCCCGGGCUUGGACCUCAAUGCGGCGCUUUUAGCGAGGGAGGCGAGGGAGGAACAACAGCAGGCUCAAGCGCAGAAUGAUACUGAAGAGAUUAAUACAAAGGAGCUAGCUCAAAGGAUAAGUGGCGAGUUGAAGAGGUACUCGAUCCCUCAGGCGAUAUUCGCGCAGAGGGUACUCUGUCGGUCGCAAGGGACGUUAAGUGACCUGCUACGGAAUCCAAAGCCAUGGUCCAAGCUCAAGUCAGGCCGGGAGACCUUUAGGCGGAUGUGGAAAUGGCUCCAAGAGCCAGAAUUUCAAAGGAUGUCAGCGUUGAGGCUAGCAGCGGCCCAGAUUCCGCAGAGAGGCAGCUGCAAGCGCAAGGAGGAUAUGGGUUCGGAUACUCUGCCUUCCCCGAAGAAGCCGCGUUUGGUUUUCACAGACCUCCAGCGGCGUACUCUGCAAGCUAUUUUUAAGGAAACAAAGCGACCAUCAAAAGAAAUGCAAGUAACGAUAGCGAGGCAACUCGGCUUAGAGCCGACUACAGUUGGUAAUUUCUUUAUGAACGCGCGAAGAAGAUCUAUGGAUAAGUGGAAAGAUGAUGAUGCACCAUCAACAGAACUAGACCAGCAAUGUGAGGUUCAAGACUUGGAUCAUGUCCCAAGUUUAGAUUCAGCAGAGUCUGAGGAAGACCAUGAUGAUCAAGACGAUCACCUUUUG